Messenger RNA from Poeciliopsis prolifica (blackstripe livebearer), 1119 nucleotides. Its product is annotated as tumor necrosis factor receptor superfamily member 5. The transcript has 8 exons. Gene Ontology annotation, biological process: positive regulation of tyrosine phosphorylation of STAT protein; immune response-regulating cell surface receptor signaling pathway; positive regulation of isotype switching to IgG isotypes. The record is from RefSeq and is a predicted model, not a curated record. Gene Ontology annotation, cellular component: external side of plasma membrane; CD40 receptor complex. Gene Ontology annotation, molecular function: antigen binding; CD154 receptor binding. The coding region runs from base 1 to 855 and encodes 284 amino acids. NCBI's taxonomy places the organism in Eukaryota, Metazoa, Chordata, Actinopteri, Cyprinodontiformes, Poeciliidae.
AUGGACAUUGUUGUGAUCUAUGUCCUGCAGAGUUUAUUUAUUUUUGCCUGCAAGGAGAAUUCAUGGUUUCAGUCAAAACAAGUCAUCCUGAGACAAGGAGGAAAGCAGCUCCAGAUGGCUGUUAAAAAUAGUCAAAUAAAGAGCAGCUGCACGGAUAAGAAGAAUACAGUUUGUGAGUGUGAGCCAGGUUUCUUCUCCACCCGUGAAAACGUUGAUCACUGCGAUGCCUGGACUAAGUGCCCUGUGGGUGAAGGAGUCAAAAAUAAACCCACUUCUACAAACGACACAGUCUGCGCUCCGUGUGAACAAGGGACCUACAGCAACGUCACAGAUUUCUCCUCACCUUGUCAACCGCAUUUCAGGUGUGAGGCCUACGGACUACAGGUGAAAACUCCAGGAACCAAAACAACAAAUGCCGUCUGUCAAGAAUGCAAAUCUCAGUGUUGCUGGAUCCUGCCUGCAUCCCUGUGGGCCGGACUUGUUCUGACUAUUUUGGUCGUGGCAGCGUUCCUCUUCUGGAGAGCAAAGCGCAGAUCCUAUAGACCGGUCAAACGCAGUGUUCCUGUCAGCAUGGUGACGGUCGUUGGCGAACCGGUCCUCGCUCCACCAGAGCUGCUGUCUCACUGCCAAGAGAGCUGCACAGACUGCAAGACAUCCCCUUUCAACUCAGAUGACGGUUCGAUCAUUCACAGCAUGUCGGACAGCUUGGACAUCAGUACUCCCAUAACUCCGCUGAAGCCCUCCGUCUCUUUCAUUGAACCCGAACAAACCAACGGGAGCUCGAUAUUCCCCAUCAGCAGCACCUUCUGUAGGUCGUACUCGGAGCCCCAGGAGGACGAGUGGUGUGGGACAUAAAAAAAUAUAAUAAAAUACAAGAGUGGGACACUGACGGAGCCACUGCUGGCUCAGCGAUACAUUUCAAGUACUGUUUGUAAACCUUGACAAGAUUUUACUCAGUAGAGUUCAGCGUGGCUGAUAGUUUGCUGCCACCUGCAGGACUUUGGUGGGAACUUCAGUUUGUGCAAAGAAAAAUUCUCCUCAGUGAAAACAGCAGAUUCUGCUUCAGAAGAGGGAUUAAGCUCCACAUAAUUGGAGAAAAAAAAACCCUGAUAAUUACAG